AGUGUGUGCUGCUGCGCGACGGCUGCUCCUCCUUUCCUCCUCGUCCUCGGGGCGAUCUAUAACUGUUUCUCUCACCAAAUCCCCGUGCAAAGAAGCAGAUAUAGUACUUAAGUAGUGACUGAAAGAAAAAAUAAAAAUUGUCAGCGACGACGUACGAAGAAAGUAGGUAUACUUAUAAGUAGGUACAGUGAUUGUUGCGUACAGGUGUGUACGCAUAAAGUGUAUAUAGCCACGCAAUAUAACCAUCGGCCAAGGUGGUGAUCGCAAGCGUCAAGCUCGCCUUUAUAGUGAGUGAUUUUCCGUGUCUCUCCUUGGGGCGCGUACUUAUAGGGGGCCAAACGCUGCCAAAGUGCAAUAUAUAGUUCCGUGUCACUGCUGCAGCGAAGACGAGAACGCGGAAAAAGCGCGUGCGGGAGCACCGAUCGUACGACACUGCAUCCACUUGCUUAUCUCUCUGUCUGUGCACCAAGUUUUACUCUUCUUUGCAUAUAGCUCCUGUAGCUCGUGCUGCUGUUGUCUGCGUGCAGUAUGUAAAAGCAUUAGGAGAACCAAGGAGUGCCGACGACGAGGACGAGGACGACCGUAGCUAUACUUGUGCGUGCCUAUGCGCGUGUACAUUGUACAACAUAUAAGAGCCCCAUAUCCUAUACUCUCUGCAGUCUGAACGGCUGCAGUGGCUGCUGUCAGUUAUACAUAUACGUAUUAUCCGUUUGUUGUAGAUAUAUAUGUACUAAAGUGUCGUGCGUAUUAAAUGUCAACAGUGAUGAACAGACGACAAUCCUCGGAGCUGUACUCGAACUCUGUUGCGUGUAAACCAGGUAUUAAAUUUUUGUAGCCAGUGCUCAAAGAACAAGUCUAUGGCCACUGCAAGAGAGGAACAGCAGUGAGAGUGAGGUUAGGUUGUGCGCGUGUGCGCGUCGUCGUCGUCUGUUUCCAUCAUCUACGAGAGGGACGUAGAAGAAAAAGUGGACAGCGUAGCAAUUGUGCGUAAUUUUGUUCGUGGGUAUAUGUGUUAAGAGAGUAAGAAAUAAGCAUAGGUGCGUCGUAAUCCGUCGAAUUUCGAAGCUGUUGUAGACAGAGGGAGAGAGCCACUUCAAUGACCUUGGCUCCCUCGCCAGAAAAAAGCACCAACGGAGCCGGCGUGCCGCUAUAGUUAUCGCUACGUCGUCAGCCGCCAGUUUACAGAUAUAGUAUCAGGAUGCCGAGCACGACCAGCGGUGGGCUUUCACCGACAGGAUAGGAGAAUAUCGUAGGUUGUACCGUCCCAAAUAUGACAGGAAGGUAGUGAGGCUUGACUGAAGCCGCAGUUGCUCCUUCGUGUGUUAACAUGGCACCACUACCGGAUCAGCAGCGCCAGGAGCCCGUCGACUCCUCUUCGUCCAGUAAGAGUGACUCGUCUGCUACUGCUGACGCUGCGAACGCUACCGCCAGUGCUACGGACUCCUCGUCAUCGUCGUCUGCGAGUGCAGCCGUCCCACCCGAGACGAACUGCAGUGGCAGCAGUAACAGUAGCCAGCAGCAGCAGACAACCGAUGAGGAGAACACCUUGCCUAGUCUAAACAAUGCCAGCGUCGUCGAGGGCAAAAAAGUGUCCAAGGAAGGGACCACUGAUCUCUUAGAGUUGGACGAAAACGAAUUGCGGAAAUUGUUAGAAGAAGCCGUUGAGUACAGAAGUCCCAAAGAUCGUGCUGGAAAGUCCGAGCAUUUUCAGGAGCUGUUGACGAGCGUCGAGGCGGAGGAGCAGAAGAAUUUACUGUUCUUCGCCAGCGGGGCGGGCGGCUCCUCCUCGUCGCGGUACGCGCGCAGCAAUUACAACAGCAACAACUACAGCAGCGGCGGCGGGUACAACAACGGUCGUCGGUCGCACGGCUCGAGACGCGACUCGACGGCCUCGGUGGCCGAGCACCUCACCCACGGCGGCUCCCUACAGAACCUGGCCCAGGAGUCGUCGCUGUCCUGCGGCGGCCUCGCGGCCUCACACUACUCCUACUACUACUCGUCCUCGGCCUCUUCGUCGACCUCGUCCUCGUACUACAAUAGCGGCGGCGGUGGCAGCGGUGCAUACGGAAAUUACGCCGGUGCGGGCAAGCGCCGUCAAACGAGGAAGGGCCACCCCGGCCCAAGUGUCUCGGCCAGGCAACGCGAGGGUGGCUCCCUACCCUCGAACGUCGACGCCAGCCAUACCCUCGUCGGGCCCUCGCUCGCCAAUUUCCAAUUAGCGUUCGAGCAGAAGAAAGGUUUAUCUGAAGAGAAAUCGGUGCACAAUUGGUUUAAUAAUAAAGAAAAGUCCAAGUCUUUGGAUAAACCUUCGUAUUCAAAAAGAGACGACAAAGAGAAAGACAGGAAAGAGGGUAAAUUGAGUGGUUCGUCGUGUGACAUUGAAAGUGAAACGCGCGACAAACGAAGCAGUAGCAGGGGAAAACUUGGAACAAAUGAGAUGCUCGAGCCAGAUAACUCACCACCAGAGUACAAAGAUAAACAAGAUUGUAUGGUGAUCAGUGUGGAUGAUCUGGAGGCAAGCGGUGUCAGUGAGCAGAAUGCUUCAGCCGCGCUCGGAGGUGUUCAGCCACAGAAUCACCACCACCACCACGGUAAUCAACAACAGCACUCGUCGGGGCCACGCUCGCUGGACGCCGAUGAUGACGAGGGCACUGAAAUGAAAGUGAUCGACAACAGCAGCCGCGCACAAUUCAUCACGCACGCGUCCUUAACAGUUAGUCAGGCCGCCGCGGCCGCCAGUCAAAAUCAAGUCGACUCGGGCAUCAAUUUUUCCACGUUAGAAAAGCUUCCAACCUCAAAUAGCGCCAGCAACAACAAUAACUCGAACAUCAACAACAACGACACUAGCAGCAAGAACGAGCUCCCCUUUCCACCCUACAACGGCAAAUUGAUGACAAUUGGAGCAGGUUCGACGCUGUCUUUCUUAUCCUGGACUAGUCUUUUCGGACCUGCGAAUGUCAUUAAAGGCAAAGAAUCGUCUAGCGAAAAGGCAGUGGACGUAAACGGCAACUCCGUACAGAGUAGCAAUAGCGCGAGUGAGCGCAACGGCGAGCGUAAAAAGCCCAGGCGUAAGAACACCCAGGAAGCCAACUGUAUUACCUAUCCGGCGCAAAAAGUGCCGGGCCACCGCGAUGACAACAUCGACAGCCUAGUGAACUUUAUCGAAAACAAAGACGUAAAGGGCAAAAAGGGGAAGACCAGCAGCGGCGGCGGUGGCGGUGGUGGUGGAAGCAGCAGUAGCAGUUCGAUCAAAGUUAAAGCUACCCAGGCCAACGCCAAAUCGUCAAGAUCGUCGCGUGACUCUAAAGAUACCGGUGGCAAGAAGAGGGAACAAGUGUCCGGCAAGUUGCAAAAGUCCAACUCGCUCGAGGAGAUCUCCAAGACCAAGCUCGAGGAUCUCACGGCGGAGUCGGGCGCUGCUUCUAGCUGCUCCAAUAGUGUCUCCAGCAACAAUGAUUCUGUCAACGUAGUCUUGCGUCGUUCAAAGCAGCGCAGUACAGGCGAUACCCAGGCCGUCGAUUUGAGAGGUGACCGACGUUCCUGGGGGACCGAGGCUUCCCAGUCGAUCAACUACAAUGAAAUCGGCGCUGACUACAGCAGCUUCAAUUCUGUAGUGAAGAACGAGUCAGAGACCGAAUUCCACGUCGUCACUAGCAAGAAGACAAAGAAAACAAAGAAACAACCCCAGGGUAGGAGUUCGAGUGGCAGCCGCGCACAGAAUCUCGGGGGCUCGGGUGGCAGAGAAUUCUCGAAUAAUUAUAGAAUGCCCUACUCACCUGAACUUACACGCAAAUUGGCCAGUAGUGUGGCGGCAAGUGAAAAAUCAGACAGCAGCGACGGAGAAUCAAAUCAUUCAAAUCGUUCGCUGCCUGCGACGUCGAAAUUCGAGUCAUUCAAGACACCUUCCGGAGAGAUUGCUGUAGACACUUUGGAGACGGUUACUUCUCAAUCCGCGAAUAGCGCUAUGCAGGUGAGCUACGCAGGAGCAGUGACGCGCAAUAAACCUGACGCGCUCGACAAAUCUAUGCCAGUGCUGGGACAGUUGAACUGUAUGCCUAGCACAAACUUGGUGGGAUGGCCGAACGUUUCGUCAAAAAGUACUAGUGCCCCUAGCAGUAGUAUCGAGCAAACUGCUGAUAAACUACAGAACGAUCACUACCCGCCCCUGCAAGAGACGCAAAAGUCUGCUCGAUUGCAGCAUCACGCUUCUGCGCAGCAACAGCAGCAGCAGCAAACCACAUCGAGCCCGAACGUUGAAAAGCCGUCCUCCCCGACGACAAUACCAAAGCCUGCAAAAACUUUGCCCGAAAGUAGCGGCAAAAAAUUGACUGGGACAACCAGUCAAGAGGAGCCAGCGGCCAGUAAAGUCGACAUUGAGAGUACACAGCAGCUGCAGGAAAGUAAACAGCUGAGUGGCAAUAAUUCUAGUCUGGUAACAAGCGAAACCGCUCCGAUCCACCCACUGCCUCCAAAAUCGCCUGAAACGCUGCCCGCCUACUCGUCUUCGCCAUCUGAAAUCGAAUCUUCUGGAAAUAACGAAAGCAGCGCUACUAGCUCUAUUAAAGACACAAAAAAUAUCACCAUGAGGGUACGCAAACAGGUUCACCCCUCGCAGAUGCCUGGAGCAAGCGUACGAGAGUUCUCGUCUUCUCAUAGCCAGCAGUCUCAUGUGGCAGAUGAUUCGAAGAAGAUUCUAAACAUUCAGUCCGAGGAGCAAGCAAAGCUUGCCAGUAAUCCCAGUCUAUUGCAAGAUGACAGGGACGUAAAGAAAAUAUCGAGCACACACAGCGUGAUGGUGGCAGGACCGCCCGAAGCUGAUGUCGCUAAGCCAAGGAUAGGAAAUAGUGUUAAGUUGUUAUCGCAAUACCGAUCUAUUGUGGAAAAAACUGACAGACUUCCGAAAGCUAUCAAGGAUCCACAGCCAAUCAGUUCGAAGGAAAGUUCGACUGUGUUUUACCAAUCGCAGUCUUUGAACUAUCGCCAAGAAAAACAGGCCGAGGAUUCAGAUGGUAAAAAGUCAAAGCAGUCGGUUUCCAUCAAGUCAGAAAAGGAGCAGGAGCUUCCCAAAGUGCAGAUGGUGGCAAAAUCGUGCCCAGUAACUGCUGCGAGUGGAGCAUCAUCGUCUAGGCCUGCUGUUAUUCUGCUUGAUGAAAACGUCACUGACCAAGAUAAAAACGCAGACGCAGAGACCAGUGAGCUUACCUUCGGUUUUGAAGUCAACGAGGAUCUUCUUCAGUCCGAAGAUUCAGACGAGGCCGAUAGCUCUCUGACUCCGGUUGCUAGUCCAGACACUAUUUGUUUCUCAAAUUCAUCAAAGAGUUACAAUAGGUCGCAGCCUCAUCAGCCGUCCCAGCAACCGCAGCAGCCACUGCCUAUCGCUUUCGACAAGCAGCAGCCGCAUCCGCACCAGCACGUGAGGGUCCCAAGUUACCCGGUUAACGCGUAUAUGCCUGUGCACCCGAUACCCCCGCACUCAGCAGUCAUGGUUCAGGCCAUGUAUGUGGGCUGUCCAGUAAGAUUCCAAAGCCCGUAUCACAUGAUGCCUCAUAUGCAGCCUGUGCCAGUGGCGGUCGUCGAAAAGUGUCCCAAGCCUAGAGAAGACUUCCAUUAUCCACGAUACAUUGCUCCUGAUGAAAGCCACGUACAAAAAUUCAAUCAUGACAAAAUCGUGUCAUUCGUCGAAAUGGCUUGGGACGACGUGAUGGUAGAGUUAAAUACUAUUGGUCGCGUUCAAUACUACGAUGUGAACAGUGACACAAACUGAAAAAAUACUGCGGACAAUAGACUAUUACGUCGGAUAAAGUGCUUUUACGCGAUUCGAAAAAAAACAUUAAACACUAAAGGUAAUUAUGAAAUACGUGUAUACAUGCAUAAGAAAUAUGCGUACAUAUUCCUACUGCAUUCACGAUGGAUUUAACAAAAAACUGCCUUAUUUGUCAUGCAUCUGAUUGUAGUGCUCGUUUAGUGCUGGUGCGACAAAUAUGUUUAAAUUUCGUGAAUUUCGAAACUAAUAACGCAGUUGAACUGCGCUUGAACAUAAUCGUGAAAUAAAUCUCAGCUGGAAGAGAAAAGCGAGUUAGUUGCGUUAAUAGAGUUCAAUGAUUCAAAGUGCGUGAAUAUAAAAAAAAAAAAAAAAAAAAAAAAAAAAAAAAAAAAACGUUGAAUCAACGAAGCCAAGUGGCGCAGUCUAGUGCCUCAACAGGUAGUUUAAACAAGUGUACAUACGCGUGUCUGCAAGCAGCAUAAGGUAUAAAAGAUAUUAACGAAAAACAUAAGUAGAAGAGUUGAGAACCCUCGAUUAAAAUGUAUAGUGCAUCGAGUAGCAAAGCGUUUCUUAUACUUCUAAAGAUGGGCAUACUACUUUUAAUCGAAAGUAAAUAGACUAUUUAAGAGUCAUAAUUGCGAAAAAUCAAAAGUUUGUGGAACUUGAUGACUUUUUCCAUGUAUAAACAACGCGUAUGUAUAUACCCCAAGAGUUCCCUCUGCGAGGGAACAUGUACAAGCUACCUAUCGAACCAUGGGGGAAAAAAAAAGAAAAGAAAAAAACUUUUAAAGUGAACGUUAUUGUGUUGUAGUUUGUGAUUUUCGUCGAAAUUCUUGUGUCAAGUUAUAAAACAGUGGUUUCAAAGCUGCGUAAUUCGUGUGCGUAAUCUAAUGCGAAUGUUAAAAUUGACCAUAACGAAAAGACAGUGCAAGAAUCUUUUUUUAACUUGUUCAAAUUAAAAGGAAAAAAAAAUUACAAAAAAAGUUGUCAACAAUGUCAACAAUAGUUUCGUGUAUGAGAUUUGUGAAAAA
This is a messenger RNA of Copidosoma floridanum, 6795 nucleotides long. RefSeq names its product twenty-four (gene tyf). The record is from RefSeq and is a predicted model, not a curated record. NCBI's taxonomy places the organism in Eukaryota, Metazoa, Arthropoda, Insecta, Hymenoptera, Encyrtidae.